GAGGCUUCGGUCCUGGCAGCUGCGGUGGCUUCUCCGACCUCCAGCAGCCCCCGGAGCCCAUGGAGGCAGACAGCGUCGUGGGCCGAGGGGCGGCCCCAGGGCCCCCCCGGCCUGGCCUGGUGCCCGUCAGCAUCAUUGGGGCUGAAGACGAGGAUUUCGAGAACGAACUGGAGACGAACACAGAGGAGCAAAACAGCCAGUUCCAGAGCCUGGAGCAGGUGAAGCGGCGCCCAGCCCACCUGAUGGCCCUCCUGCAGCACGUGGCCUUGCAGUUCGAGCCAGGACCCCUGCUCUGCUGCCUACAUGCGGACAUGCUGGGCUCUCUGGGCCCCAAGGAGGCCAAGAAGGCCUUCCUCGACUUCUACCACAGCUUCCUGGAGAAAACCGCGGUUCUGCGAGUCUCUGUCCCUUCCACAGUCGCCUUUGAACUUGACCGCACGAGGCCUGACCUCAUCUCCGAGGAUGUCCAGCGGCAGUUCGUGCAGGAGGUGGUGCAGAGCCAGCAGGCAGCUGUCAGCCGGCAGUUGGAGGACUUCCGCUCCAAGCGGCUCAUGGGCAUGACACCCUGGGAGCAGGAGCUGGCCCAGCUGGAGGCCUGGGUGGGGCGGGACCGCGCCAGCUUCGAGGCCCGGGAGCGGCACGUGGCAGAGCGGCUGCUGGCCCACUUGGAGGAGAUGCAACAUACCAUCUCUACUGAUGAAGAAAAGAGUGCCGCUGUGGUCAGUGCCAUCAGCCUGUACAUGCGCCACCUCGGGGUGCGGACCAAGAGUGGGGACAAGAAGUCGGGGAGGAAUUUCUUCCGAAAAAAGGUAAUGGGGAACCGGCGAUCAGAUGAGCCAACCAAGACCAAGAAAGGACUGAGCAGCUUCCUGGAUGCCGCCCGAUGGAACCGGGGAGAGCCCCAGGCCCCAGAUUUUCGACAUCUCAAAGCAGAGGCUGAUGUGGAGAAGCCAGGCCUCAUAGAACGGAAGGGAGGCCUGGGGGUGCCCUCCCGGAAUGUUGGGACCCCUGGGCAGGACUCCCCUGGAGUUUCACUGCAGCCUCUGUCCGGAGACAGCCCUGACCGGGAACCAGGUGUUGAUGCCUCACCGGAGCUGGGGGACCUGCCCCUGCAGGGCCCGGCCAGCCUGGAGCCCCCAGCGCCCCUGGAGAGCACUGAGGAGGGUCCUGAGACAGAGAGCCCCGAGCCUGGAGAUGAGGGGGAGCCGGGACGGUCGGGACUAGAGCUGGAACCAGAAGAGCCCCCCGGCUGGCGGGAGCUCAUCCCCCCAGACACCCUGCACAGCCUGCCCAAGAGCCAGGUGAAGCGGCAGGAGGUCAUUAGCGAGCUGCUGGUGACGGAGGCGGCCCAUGUGCGUAUGCUGCGGGUGCUGCACGACCUCUUCUACCAGCCCAUGGCUGACGGGGGCUUCUUCCCCCUGGAGGAGCUACAGAACAUCUUCCCCAGCCUGGACGAGCUCAUCGAGGUGCAUUCCCUGUUCCUUGAUCGUCUGAUGAAGCGGAGGCAGGAGAGCGGCUACCUCAUUGAGGAGAUCGGAGAUGUGCUGCUGGCCCGGUUUGAUGAUGCCGAGGGCGCCUGGUUCCAGAAAAUCUCCUCCCGCUUCUGCAGCCGCCAGUCCUUUGCCUUAGAGCAGCUUAAAGCCAAACAGCGCAAGGAGCCUCGUUUCUGCGCCUUCGUGCAGGAGGCUGAGAGCCGCCCACGGUGCCGCCGCCUGCAGCUGAAGGACAUGAUCCCGACGGAGAUGCAGAGGCUGACCAAGUACCCUCUGCUCCUGCAGAGCAUCGGGCAGAACACAGAAGAGCCAGCAGAACGGGAGAAAGUGGAGCUGGCAGCUGAGUGCUGCCGGGAGAUUCUGCACCACGUCAACCAGGCUGUGAGGGACAUGGAGGACCUGCUGCGGCUCAAGGAUUAUCAGAGGCGCCUGGACUUGUCCCACCUGAGGCAGAGCAGUGACCCCAUGCUGAGCGAGUUCAAGAACCUAGACAUCACAAAGAAGAAGCUGGUCCACGAGGGCCCACUGACGUGGAGGGUGACAAAGGACAAGGCUGUUGAGGUCCAUGUGCUGCUGCUGGACGACCUGCUGCUGCUGCUCCAGCGCCAGGAUGAGCGGCUGCUGCUCAAAUCACACAGCCGGACGCUCACGCCCACGCCCGACGGCAAGACCAUGCUGCGGCCGGUGCUGCGGCUCACGUCCGCCAUGACCCGUGAGGUGGCCACCGAUCACAAAGCUUUCUAUGUCAUUUUUACCUGGGACCAGGAGGCCCAGAUAUACGAGCUGGUGGCGCAGACCGUGUCAGAGCGGAAGAACUGGUGUGCCCUUAUCACUGAGACCGCAGGAUCCCUGAAGGUCCCCGCUCCUGCCUCCCGCCCCAAACCCCGGCCUAGCCCCAGCAGCACCCGUGAACCCCUGCUCAGCAGCUCUGAAAAUGGCAACGGUGGCAACCGAGAGAUGCCCCUGGCUGAUGGCCGGAUCGAGAGAACCCUCAGCACCCUCCUGCCCUUCUGCAGGCCAGGCCCUGAGGGCCAGCUCGCUGCCAAAGCCCUUCAGAAAGUGUUGUCCCUGAAGCAGCUCCUGCUCCCCUCAGAGGAAGACAGCGGGGCAGGGCCUCCCCCUGAAGGGGAUGGAGUUCCAGGGGGCAGCCCCCUGAGCCCCACACAGACCCAGGAAAUCCGAGAGGAGCUACUUGGCCUGGAGGACACCAUUAAACAGCUGGAGGAGGUGGAGGAGGAGUUCUGUCGCCUGCGACUCAUCUUGUCUCAGCUCAGAGAGAACACUGUCCCCCAGUCUGGCUGUACCUGAGGCUCCCUGCCCCAGGCAGGCCUCCUGCAAGAUGGAGAGGACGUGAGGACCACCCACCCACUACUGCACAGCUGCCGCAGCGUCUGCAACCCCACGGGCCCAAGGAGAGGGAGCCGGGCUUUCGGGGCCGUGUCUGAGGGGUCCAGCUGGGAUCACUGCCUCCCCCAACCUCUCGUUGGCCUUGGCCUUCUGUUUUGGGGACUCAGGGCUUCAUCCCCGGGGCACCACCAUGAUCACCAUUUCCCGGGCCAUCUCAGUAUUGCCUGGGGGGGGGGCACCCCUCCAUCUCCCACCCCUAAGUGCCUUUGCUCUGUUGUUUUUAUAUCCUGGAUUGGAGGUUUAUUUUUUAAUAUAUAUUAUCUAAGGAAA
Miniopterus natalensis is the source of this 3170-nucleotide messenger RNA. The record is from RefSeq and is a predicted model, not a curated record. Lineage: Eukaryota; Metazoa; Chordata; Mammalia; Chiroptera; Miniopteridae.